AUGUGGUGCCUCGCUCUUGAUGCGGUAGCACUGGGUGUGGACAGCGGAUGGGUGAUGGUGAGUGUGGGCGGGGAGGUGGUGGCACGAGUGGGCGGGGACUCCAGUGGUCGAGUAAGGCCAUGUCAUGAGGGCCCUCUUACUGACCUCUAUCUCCAUGACUCUCAUCUCCUCACCCUAGGUGGUGAUGGUUGGCUACGAAUCUGGGAAGCAGAGACGUUAGACGAAGCUGUACUCAGAGUGACAGGUGGUAUGGAGGAAACACUGGGUUGGUGUGAGCCAGGGAUCAAGACCAUCUGCCUACAGCUGGUGCGGAAGCUACCUGUACACAGUGGCCCUGGCUAUCCUGUUACUAUUACUCCCACAACCACGCCCAUCACCACCACCAUGUCCACUAGUACGCCCACUACUACCCCGAACACUCCGCCUACAACCACGCCAUCGCUGGUGUGGGUGAUUCAGACCAACACGGGCGUGGUGUACGGCGUGUGGGCGGGACAGUGGACAGUUCGUACACUACACCAAGGGCCGAGUGGGCGUGUGACGGGCGUAGCCAUGGCGUCCACGCGCGGUUACUUGGCAACCACCACCCACCACCGUUACCUGCAGGUCACAGCGCUUCUUCAG
This is a messenger RNA of Homarus americanus (American lobster), 624 nucleotides long. RefSeq lists its product as uncharacterized. The transcript has 5 exons. Lineage: Eukaryota; Metazoa; Arthropoda; Malacostraca; Decapoda; Nephropidae. The annotation marks the transcript as partial. Gene Ontology annotation, molecular function: protein binding. The record is from RefSeq and is a predicted model, not a curated record.